UCGUGUGCGGGCUCGGCUUCCGCCGCGGCGGAUGGCGAGGGACUUGAUCGGGCCGGCGUUGCCGCCCGGCUUCCCCACCCGCGGGACGUCGGAAGACGAGGACAGGGACCCGAGCCCGGUUGCAGGACCUGCUUUGCCCCCUGAUUAUAAAAGCAGCAGUUCUGGUUCCUCAGACAGCGACGAAGACAGCAGUUCUUUGGAUGAAGAAAGAACUCAAGAGUCUGAAGAAGAUGACACUGGUCCACCUGCCAGGAAACAGAGGAGAAAUCAGGAUCAUGGGGAGGAUGACGAUGAUGACGGGUUUUUUGGACCAGCCCUUCCUCCUGGAUUUAAAAAGCAGGAUGAUUCUCCUCCGAGGCCAAUAAUUGGUCCUGCAUUACCGCCUGGUUUUAUUAAAUCUACACAGAAAAGUGACCGAGGCAGAGAUGAUCCAGGACAAGCUUCAUAUUUCAACUCUGAGGAAACGGAUAGUAGUGAAGACGAUGAGGACAUUGUUGGACCAAUGCCAGCGAAAGGACCAGUUAUCGACAGCGUCGCAACAGAGUUCGAAAAGAGGGCCCAGCGAAUGAAAGAAAAACUGACUAAAGGAGAUGAUUCGCCCAAAGCAAUGACGAGGGAGUCCUGGAUGACGGAGCUUCCUCCGGAGCUGAAAGCAUUUGGUCUGGGACCAAGAACAUUUAAGAGAAGAGCUGAUGACAGAUCCGGAGAUCGAUCAGUCUGGACAGACACGCCAGCCGACAGAGAAAGGAAAGCUAAAGAAACUCAAGAAGCAAAGAAGCCAUUCAGCAAGAAGGAUGAAGAACGUGUAUUGUCAGGAAGAGAUAAGAGGUUGGCUGAGCAGGUAUCCUCCUAUAAUGACUCCAAAAGAUCAGAAUCUCUCAUGGACAUGCAUCAUAAGAAAUUAAAGAGUAAGACUGCGGAAGAUAGAAAUAAGCCCCAAGAAAGAAUACCGUUUGACCGGGAUAAGGAUCUCAAGGUGAAUCGCUUUGAUGACGCUCAGAAAAAAGCUCUAAUAAAGAAAUCAAGAGAACUGAACACGAGAUUUUCACAUGGCAAAGACAAGAUGUUUUUAUAAAUGAUGAAAAUUGAAACCGAGGGUCCAGGGUGAUCCAAACUGUUUUCAGUCGACGACUAACCUCAAGGUUGGCAGUUUGGUGCCACGAAAGAAAUACCUGGCAAAGCCUUGUGGAGCCGCUGUUCUGCGAGUCUGACUUCAACUUGAUUCGUCUCCUUUGGGAGACAGAACCGCAAUUUUAGAAAAGACCACAAGGCGGAGCAAGAACUCCACGUGUCGCUCUCUUCCCAGAACCCCCAUCUCAUUCAUUUCACCUGGGCAAGCACAGAGUGACGGCAGCCGCCCCUGUGAGCCUCGGUGGGCCAAGGCAGAUACUAGGAAAUGAAGACUGCCCGGGGCGGGGUGGGGUGGGGUGGGGGGAAAAUCGGUGCAGGGAGGCUACCGAAGAUACACCCCCCCCAUCUCUGGACACCAUCCUAUCCCUACCUUCACCCACUCCCGCCCGCACCCCCACCCGACUCAGGAACCUUCUAUCAAACAACAGCGCAUUAUUCUCCUCCUCUGCUAAUUACGCAUCAUGUUUGGGCCUAGGGAGCAUGCAUGCAUCAUUUCUCUGCCAGUUUGUCUCCAUGAGUCCUCGCUUCAGCACUCCUUGAUCAUAAGGGUCAAAGGUUUUAUCACAAUGUCCCUCCUUGUCCUCCCAAGAGGUCACUGAAACUUUCAUGCUGGACCUUU
This is a messenger RNA of Echinops telfairi (small Madagascar hedgehog), 1750 nucleotides long. It is a transcript of the gene GPALPP1, whose product is annotated as GPALPP motifs containing 1. NCBI's taxonomy places the organism in Eukaryota, Metazoa, Chordata, Mammalia, Afrosoricida, Tenrecidae. Bases 32 to 1075 code for a protein of 347 amino acids. The record is from RefSeq and is a predicted model, not a curated record. The transcript is spliced from 9 exons.